This is a messenger RNA of Hibiscus syriacus, 2057 nucleotides long. RefSeq names its product serine/threonine-protein kinase STY46-like. The record is from RefSeq and is a predicted model, not a curated record. Gene Ontology annotation, biological process: protein phosphorylation. The coding region runs from base 262 to 1920 and encodes 552 amino acids. Lineage: Eukaryota; Viridiplantae; Streptophyta; Magnoliopsida; Malvales; Malvaceae. The transcript is spliced from 16 exons. Gene Ontology annotation, molecular function: protein kinase activity; ATP binding.
UAAAAACAAACAAACGAAGCCUCUCCUUCUCACUUUACCUGAACUGUUCCUUCUCUGCUACACUUACGGAAUUUCCAGAUUUACCCUCCGAAUUCCCUCAGAACCACCAUUAUCUCCCUCCAUUUUUGGUCCUCUCAAAUUCCAUCACCAGUCAAAGAUCUUCUUCACUCUGAUCAAUUAAAAAAAACACAGUGAUUUCUCACCUCAUGCGAUGCAUAAAUAGCAACAACGAAGGAAAAAAAGGAGUAGAUUUCAUUGUUGAUGGAUUUGACGGAAGGAGUCGGAGAGAGCUCAUCGCCGCCGAGAAGCUUCGGCAGCUUCAACGGCUACGAUGUCCGAAACGACGUGUUCAAUCGUUUAGUUGAAUCCGGCCACGAACAAGCUGUUUCUGAUCCUGACUUUCGCGAGCUCUUAGAUUCUCACUUCAACCGUUUGCCUGCUAGCUAUGGACUUGAUGUUAAUAUGGAUAGAGUGGAAGAUGUUUUGUUACAUCAGAAGCUGCUUGCAUUGGCCAAGGAUCCGGAAAAGCGGCCAGUUUAUCAUAUCCGCUUCUUGGAGAACCUUUGCGCCAAAGCAGAUGCGAUUGAUGAUCAACAAUAUUUAAAUUCUUUUACUAACCAGUCUUUUGAUGAUGGAGAUAGCGAAAAAGUUGUGCCUUCGAAUAAAAGGAGAAGCAAAGAUCAUCCUGUUGACUUUGAACCCUGCUCUAAGCUUGAGGACCUAAAUUUGGAAAUCAGAAAGAGCUCCAAGUGUGUAGAGGACAUACAUCUCACUGAGAACUUUCCUGAAAGACAAGAAAUUGUACAUAUUCAUGAAGUGAUAUUUUCUACCACCGACAGGCCAAAGCUGCUUAGUCAGCUUUCUGCAUUGCUUUCUGAUAUAGGACUUAACAUUCGUGAGGCACAUGUGUUCUCAACAACUGAUGGCUACUCUUUGAGUGUGUUUGUGGUAGAUGGGUGGCCUAUUGAGGAUACAGAUGGUUUAUAUAAAGCUAUGGAAAAAGCGGUUGCUAGAAGCAAGGGGUCGUAUUCUGGAUCUUCACAUUCUCCUCCAGAUAUAAAUGAUGCAUUAGCAACACAAGAAAACUCUGGAGAUUGGGAGAUAGAUAGAAGACUUCUGAAGAUGGGAGAAAGAAUUGCGUGUGGGUCUUGUGGAGAUCUGUAUCGUGGUAUCUAUCUUGGGCAAGAUGUUGCGGUUAAAAUUCUUAGAUCUGAGCAUUUGACUGAUACUCUUGAAGAUGAGUUUGCUCAAGAGGUGGCAAUCCUACGCGAAGUCCAGCACAAAAAUGUUGUCCGUUUUAUUGGUGCCUGUACAAAGUCUCCUCAUUUGAGCAUAGUAACAGAGUACAUGCCUGGGGGAAGCCUGUAUGACUAUUUGCAUAAGAAUCAUAAAGUCUUGAAGCUCUCUCAGCUACUGAAGUUUGCGAUUGAUGUCUGCAAAGGAAUGGAGUAUUUGCAUCAAAAUCACAUAAUUCACCGGGACCUGAAGACAGCAAAUUUGUUAAUGGAUGCAGACAAAGUUGUCAAGGUAGCAGAUUUUGGUGUUGCCCGGUUCCAGAACCAAGGAGGAGUGAUGACCGCGGAGACUGGGACGUAUAGAUGGAUGGCACCUGAGGUCAUAAACCAUCAGCCCUAUGAUCAAAAGGCUGAUGUAUUCAGUUUUGCUAUUGUACUGUGGGAGCUAGUGACAGCCAAGGUUCCGUAUGAUACCAUGACACCACUGCAAGCCGCAUUGGGAGUUAGACAGGGACUGCGUCCGGAACUACCCGAGAAUGCACAUCCGAAACUCUUAGAUUUGAUGAAAAGAUGUUGGGAAGCGGCUCCGGACAAGCGACCGUCCUUCUCAGAGAUAAGAGCUGAGCUCGAGACACUUUUGGAAGAAGUGAAGCAGGAAACAACAGAAGCAGUAAAUGGGAACUGAAGAUUUUUGGUAUGCAAGUAACCUGAUGAGUAAUACAUUUUAAUAUUACUACACGAAAGGGACAAACCUAAACAAAAUGCUGAUUCACAAUAUUAUUUUUUGGUUCUGUUUUGUUUUCUGUAAUAACGAUCCCUUGU